Aspergillus mulundensis is the source of this 759-nucleotide messenger RNA. RefSeq names its product type 1 glutamine amidotransferase domain-containing protein. NCBI's taxonomy places the organism in Eukaryota, Fungi, Ascomycota, Eurotiomycetes, Eurotiales, Aspergillaceae. Bases 1 to 759 code for a protein of 252 amino acids. The record is from RefSeq and is a predicted model, not a curated record. The transcript has a single exon.
AUGCCCCAAAAGAAAAUCCUCAUCGUCCUCUCCGACGCAAACUCCUUCCCCCUCAAAAAACCCUCCGGCCCCUCCAACGAAUCCAAAAUCGUCGACCAACCCUCCGGCUUCUUCCUAAUGGAGCUCGCCAAACCCCUCAGCAAGCUCCUAGACGCCGGACACGAAAUCACAUUCGCAUCGCCGAAGGGCCAGGAACCGAAACCCGAUCCGAACAGCGAGAGCCUGCUCGCCUUCGCAGGGAACUUCUACGAGCGCCGGAGGGAAAAUGACCUCCUUGAGCGCAUGAAGAGGGAGAAUGGAUUCAGUACGCCGCGGAAGUUAUCUAGUAUUUCCGACGAAGAGGUGCAGAGUUUCGCGGGCGUUUUUAUUCCGGGCGGACAUGCGCCGCUCUCGGAUCUGGGCGAUGAUAAAGAGCUCGGUCGGAUAUUGGGAUACUUCCAUAGAGAGAAUAAGCCUACUGCGGCGAUCUGCCAUGGGCCGUAUGCGCUCUUGUCCACCAAGGCGUCAGGCGGGGAGUUCGCGUACAAGGGGUAUAAGAUUACGUGCUGGAGUAAUGCGGAGGAGAAGGUGAUGGAGAGUAUGCUGGGCGGCGAGGUUGAGAAGGUUGAGACGGCGCUGAUGAAUGCGGGCGCGGAGAUGGUCGAGGGGGUUGGCGAGAAGGUGGGCUGCACGACGCUGCAUCGCGAACUGCUGACUGGGGGGAAUCCGAUGGCGGCGGAGGAGUUGGGGAGUCGGUUUGUGCGGAUGAUUAGUGUUUAA